UGACUGCUUUAAGAAAACAUAUCGUGUCGAAGGUUACUUUGGGAUGUAUCGUGGGUCUGGCGUUAAUAUUUUGCUCAUUACCCCUGAAAAGGCUAUUAAACUUACGGCGAAUGACUUCUUCCGUCAUAAACUCACGACUAAAGAUGGGAAGCUCCCUAUUUUUCCGAGAAAUGGCUGCUGGAGGCUUAGCUGGGCUUUGUCAAAUUGUGGUAACAACACCAAUGGAACUUUUGAAAAUUCAGCUGCAAGAUGCUGGUCGAGUAGCUGCUCAAGCAAUGGCUAGUGGACAAACUGCUAGUAUUCCAAAGAUUUCUGCAACGUCAAUUACACUUCAGCUUUUACGGGAAAAAGGAAUUCUUGGUUUAUACAAGGGGACAGCUGCCACCAUGUUGCGAGAUGUCUCGUUUUCAGUUGUCUAUUUCCCAUUAUUUGCUCAUCUAAACUCUCUUGGUCCACGCAAGAAUGACGGAUCAGGUGAAGCAGUCUUUUGGUGCUCUUUCUUAGCUGGCUGUGCAUCCGGAUCUUUAGCAGCUUUAGCAGUUAACCCAUUUGAUGUAGUGAAAACAAGAUUACAAUUAAUAACAAAAGGAGCAAAUGAAACUCAGUAUAAAGGCAUUAUAGAUGCUGUUCUGUAAGUGUUCAUUUUACUUUAGUCUUUGU
This is a messenger RNA of Macrobrachium nipponense, 660 nucleotides long. Its product is annotated as mitochondrial glutamate carrier 1-like. Gene Ontology annotation, molecular function: L-aspartate transmembrane transporter activity; L-glutamate transmembrane transporter activity. The transcript is spliced from 4 exons. The record is from RefSeq and is a predicted model, not a curated record. Bases 111 to 635 code for a protein of 174 amino acids. NCBI's taxonomy places the organism in Eukaryota, Metazoa, Arthropoda, Malacostraca, Decapoda, Palaemonidae. Gene Ontology annotation, biological process: L-glutamate transmembrane transport; aspartate transmembrane transport; malate-aspartate shuttle.